AUGGGGAAGAAAAAACGCGGCCACCCCGACCUCGAGGAGCUACUCGCAAGACCAUGGUGCUAUUACUGUGAGCGUGACUUCGAUGACCUGAAGAUCCUUAUCUCUCAUCAAAAAGCAAAGCACUUCAAAUGCGAGAGAUGCGGAAGGAGAUUAAACACAGCCGGAGUACAUAUGAGUCAGGUCCAUAAAGAGUCGUUAUCUCAGGUCGACAAUGCACUUCAGAACCGGUCAAGUCUUGAUAUUGAAAUUUUUGGCAUGGAAGGUGUACCAGAGGAUAUCCUGCAGGCCCAUAACCAGCGUGUCCUGCAGCAGUAUCAGCAGGCUGAAGCGGAGCGUCGUGCGGCGACGGGGAACCCUGCGCCAGGAACGUCGGGGGGUUCUGGGCAAUCAAAGAAACCAAAGUUCGAGUCUCCGUCCGAGCUGAAGAAGCGGCUUGCAGAGCAUAAGGCACGGUUGGCGGAGCAGGCUGCGGGUGGGAGCAGCGGGGAUGCUACUCCCGUUGGAGCGGGACAGUCACAGUCAACGCCGAGCGGAACUCCAUAUCAGCAGCCUAGUACGCCUCAAUACACUGCUCCUCCACAAGGAACAAAUGGCUCUGGCCAGGAGUAUCAUUACUCUGCUCCUUAUGGACAACCGCCGAACCCCUUCCCACAACAGCAGCAGCCUGGUUCUGCGGUGUAUGUGUCUUCAUCUGGGCCCCAGGGCUACCCCUUGCCUCAAUAUUCUCCUCCAAACAUAUCACCAUCAGCAUACCCCCAGGUUACAGCUCCUUCGAUUGUUUCACCGGUAGGAGCCAGUCCUACACUGCCAUACCACCACCACCAGCCGCAGGCUAUGAGAACUCAUACCCCUCCUCAAACCAUACCCCCCACCUACCCUGCCCGUACACCAAGCCUACCACCGGCUCCAGGACUACCUCAACGACCCAGUUUUGGUGCACCACAAGUCAAUGCCUUUCAAAUGCAACAGCUACACCACGGGCAGGUCUCGGCACCUCCUUCUGCUGUCCCGGUUACGACAGAGGUGCAAGGCAACCGUGCCCACCCUGCUGCAGAUGCCCAUUCUGAGUCACUGUCAGCAUCCGCCGAUAAACUGAUUUCAGAGGCUGCCAAGCAAGCCAAAGAGUUACCAGCUAAGCCAAGCCCCGCCCCAGGAACCCCUGAAGAAGGGGCUGCUGGUAAACCUUCGAAGAAAGAAAAAGCUAAGUCCACCAGACUAGUUUAUUCCGACAAUGAAAUCAGCCCGGAGGAAAAACUGUCUCGUUUGCCUAGGUACGCCUUUGUCCCUGAAAGGAGAGACGAGGCUGCUGUGGAGGAGACAGCUGUUGAACCCGCUGCUGGUUCCGAAGAGGCUGUCAGCCUUCCAGUGUAA
Messenger RNA from Microsporum canis CBS 113480, 1371 nucleotides. RefSeq names its product RING-6. The record is from RefSeq and is a predicted model, not a curated record. NCBI's taxonomy places the organism in Eukaryota, Fungi, Ascomycota, Eurotiomycetes, Onygenales, Arthrodermataceae. Gene Ontology annotation, cellular component: nucleus. The coding region runs from base 1 to 1371 and encodes 456 amino acids. The transcript is spliced from 3 exons.